AUGUCGAGCAAUGUGGUAGUAAAGAAAGAUGAUUCCAGUGCAUUUACUAUUUCUUUUCCCGUUGGGUUGUCUCAAUUUGCUAAAGAACUUUGUGAUUUGGGUGCGAGUAUAAACUUGAUGCAAUAUGCUAUAUUCAAGAAACUUGUCUUGGGUGAGACUAAACCAACCAUAAUGCGGCUUCUUAUGUCCGACCACUCCAUAAAGCAUCCCAUCGACAUCCUCUACGAUAUUUUGGUAAAAGUUGAUAAGUUUAUCUUUCUGACCGAUUUUGUAAUCGUUGAUUGUGAGAUUGAUGCUGAGGUCUUUAUUAUUCUUGGCAGGCCAUUCUUAGCGAUCGGUAGAGCCCUUUUUGAUAUGGGAAGCAGUGAGUUAAAGUUCUAA
This is a messenger RNA of Solanum dulcamara, 381 nucleotides long. RefSeq lists its product as uncharacterized. The transcript has a single exon. Bases 1 to 381 code for a protein of 126 amino acids. Lineage: Eukaryota; Viridiplantae; Streptophyta; Magnoliopsida; Solanales; Solanaceae. The record is from RefSeq and is a predicted model, not a curated record.